Ficedula albicollis (Collared flycatcher) is the source of this 988-nucleotide messenger RNA. It is a transcript of the gene HROB, whose product is annotated as chromosome unknown open reading frame, human C17orf53. The transcript has 7 exons. Bases 154 to 924 code for a protein of 256 amino acids. NCBI's taxonomy places the organism in Eukaryota, Metazoa, Chordata, Aves, Passeriformes, Muscicapidae. The record is from RefSeq and is a predicted model, not a curated record. Gene Ontology annotation, biological process: recombinational repair.
CCCCAGCAGCACUCUGGGAAGCUGCUGGAGGAGAUCCUGGUGUCUGCUCCCCAAACUCCGGCUCACGGGGCCGUGGCGAAGCCGCGGGCUCAGGCACUGCCCAGCUCCCCGCUGCCCUCGGAGGAGGAUUUUGGGAGGGGUCCCUGGCUGGCCAUGAAGACAGAGCUGGGGCUGGAUGAGAGGGACCCCAGCUGCUUCCUGCACACCUACAGCGUGGUCAUGGUGCUCCGCAAGGCAGCCCUGAAGCAGCUCCCAAAAAACAAAGUUCCCAGCAUGGCCGUGAUGGUCAAGACCCUGACCAGGAGCAGUGCCGGGGCCGGGGCUGUGUUCCGGGACCCCACAGGGGAGAUGCAGGGCACGCUGCACAGGCUGCUGCUGGAGCAGAGGCAGAGCGAGCUGCGCGCCGGCGCCGUGCUGCUCCUGAGGCAGGUCGGGGUCUUCUCCCCCUCCCACCGCAACCACUACCUCAACGUGACCCCCAACAACCUCCUCCGGAUCUUCCAGCCCGAGCCCGAGGGCUGCUCCCCCCGCCAGGUCCCUGCCCAGGCUGAGCUGAUCUCAGACCCCCCUGCACAGCCCCCCAAGGGUGUCCCUGUUCCUGAGGACUGGGGACAGUCGAGGACAAGCGGACCCAGUGCAGAGCAGCACCCUGGGGGCUUCUCCCUGCGCCCACCGAGCUCUGGUCCCGGCUGGGAAGAGCCGGUGGGAGCUGGUGGAUGUGCCACGGGUGAGUCAGAGCCACGCUGGGAGGGGAGGAAAAGCUCCCCGAGCUGUGGGAAACAGGGCCUGGCUGCCAGCCGGAGCAGUUGCGCGGUCCCACACACAGAGCUCGGGGACCCCGUCCCCGCAGAUGACCUGGACGGGCUCCUGGGAGAGCUGCCCGAGGAUUUCUUCUCAGCCCCGGCGCAGGUUGACUGCGGCUGAGCCCAGCGCUGCUGCCGAGGGUGGCGGUGCCCGGGAGCAGGUGACGCGCCUGUCCCCCCCCCCC